AUGUUGCUCGAAAACACAACACGAGCUGUGGACAUUGUGAAGUCAAUCAGUAAUGACAUAAAGGGUAUCCAGUUCGCAACAGCUAAAAUGCAAGAAGGCGUGCAGAAUCUUUACACGACCGUGCUCAAUGCCAAUCAGACAACAGUGCUCGACCGACUCCGCAUUGCCAAAGGCGCUUCAUUUGACUCCUAUGCUCAGGAACACACUUCUUUCUGCUUGCCUAAUACGCGAGUGGAACUUCUCCAGCAGAUCAUCGACUGGGCGAAGGACGCAAGCGGAGAGCCUGUUUUCUGGCUAAACGGAAUGGCUGGAACAGGGAAGUCAACAAUUUCCCGCACCGUGGCGCGGUUAUUGGCAGAUGAAGGUCGACUUGGCGCCUCAUUCUUUUUCAAGAACGGCGAGGCUGAUCGAGGGACUCUUUCCAAGUUCUUUACGACGAUUGCGGCAGACUUGGCUGUGAGGAAACCAUAUGUUGCUUCGCGUAUCAAGGAUAUACUUGAUGCCGAUCCUUCAAUCACAACAAAGAACGCUGGCGAGCAAUUUGAUAAACUUCUACUACAACCGCUCCUAAAAACUGCCACAGAGGAAACGCCUAUAGCAUUUAUCAUUGAUGCAUUAGAUGAAUGCGAACGAGAUGACGACGUUCGGCUCCUUCUUCGCCUUUUUACGCGAUUUAAGACUGAGCUGCCUCGACAGAUGAGGAUAUUUCUGACUAGUCGACCGGAGUUACCAAUUCGUUGCGCCUUCCAGAAAAUUCAAGGCACAUACCAGGGCGCCAUUUUACACGAAGUCCCUCAACCUAUGGUUGCGCGUGAUAUAUCUCUGUUUCUUAAACAUGAGCUAGCGAGGAUUCGCGAAGACUAUAACGACUCGAGGCGUUGGCCCUCAUUGGGAGAGUUUCAGAGAGCCUUGGGCUUCUCCGAAAACUACAGUCACGAUUUCAGGGCAAAGAUAGCUCCGACGUCUCAUAUUUGCUCGAAGACGCCGUUCGAUUCAUACAGACACACAUGUCAGCACUCAAUAUAG
Molecule: messenger RNA, 1026 nt
Organism: Akanthomyces muscarius
Lineage: Eukaryota; Fungi; Ascomycota; Sordariomycetes; Hypocreales; Cordycipitaceae
Exons: 6
Coding region: 1-1026 (341 amino acids)
Source: RefSeq, a predicted model, not a curated record